This is a messenger RNA of Ostreobium quekettii, 1419 nucleotides long. Lineage: Eukaryota; Viridiplantae; Chlorophyta; Ulvophyceae; Bryopsidales; Ostreobiaceae. The record is from the annotation of a GenBank genome assembly.
AUGCCGGCGGCCAAGGACCCGAACGCCGCCGAGGAAAGCCCGUCUCUGGGGCUGCCGGCGCCGGACGGGGCGGGGCCCUCUGGUGGGGAUGACCACAAGGCCAGCGAUGGCCUGAGCAAGGCUCAGAAAAAGCGGCAGAAGAAGAAGCAGGCUGCUGCCAGAAAGAAUGCAGGAGGAAGUAGCGUGCCAGCAGAUGGGGAAGGGUUGGAGGAUGAAGGGAAGGUUACAGACAAUGAUGCAGCUCCCAGUGAAGUCAAGGAGGGGAAGGACGGGGACAUGCUGAAGAAGAAGAAGAAGAAGAGGAAGCCGAAAACAUCCCAGACCUGCACACAGACCGACCCACCAACAAUUCCUGUGAAGGACCUUUUUGUGGAUGGCAAGUUUCCAGAGGGCGAAUGGCAGUCGUAUGGAGCCGACAAUGUGUGGCGCGAGAAGAGCGACGAGAUGCAGAGGCGGGUGGAGCUCCAGGAGGACAUGAUCAACGACGCCAGGCAGGCCGCAGAGGUGCACCGCCAAGUGCGACAGUACAUGCAGGGCUACAUUAAGCCCGGCAUGACCAUGGUGCACAUCUGUGAGACGCUGGAGGACAUGGUCAGGAAGCUGAUAGCCGAAAAUGGGCUGGAUGCCGGAAUCGCAUUUCCCACAGGCUGCAGCCUCAAUCACGUGGCAGCGCACUGGACUCCCAACACGGGGGACAAGACGGUCAUCGAGUACGAUGACGUUAUGAAGUUAGAUUUCGGCACACACGUGAACGGCCGCAUUAUCGACUGCGCCUACACUCACACCUUCAACCCCAUGUUCGACCCCUUGCUGGAGGCAGUCAGGGAGGCAACCAAUACCGGUAUACGGGAGACGGGCAUAGAUGUGCGCCUGUGCGAUGUGGGGGCCGCCAUCCAAGAGGUCAUGGAGUCGCAUGAGGUCGAAAUACGUGGCAAGACAUAUCAGGUGCGCUGCGUGAGGAACCUUAACGGCCACUCAGUCGCGCACUACCUGGUGCACGGCGCCAACAGCGUGCCCAUCGUGAAGGGCGGCGAGGCCACUCGCAUGGAGGAGGGCGAAUUCUAUGCCAUAGAGACGUUUGGCACGACGGGGCGGGGCCGGGUGGUGGACGACCUUGAGUGCAGUCACUACUUGAAGAACGGCGCCAUGGGAUAUGUGCCGCUGCGGAUGCCCCGGGCGAAGCAGCUGCUGCACACGAUCAACACGCACUUUGGCACGCUGGGUUUCUGCAGAAGGUACUUGGACCGCCUGGGCGAGACAAAGUACCUGAUGGCCUUAAGGAACCUUUGCGACAGUGGAAUCAUCGAUGCCUGUCCCCCGCUGUGCGACACGAAGGGGUCGUACGUCGCCCAGUUCGAGCACACCGUCUACCUCCACCCCACCAAGAAGGAAGUCUUGUCGCGGGGCGACGACUACUGA